Molecule: messenger RNA, 4280 nt
Organism: Chlamydomonas reinhardtii
Lineage: Eukaryota; Viridiplantae; Chlorophyta; Chlorophyceae; Chlamydomonadales; Chlamydomonadaceae
Exons: 22
Coding region: 865-3768 (967 amino acids)
Molecular function (GO): GTP binding
Source: RefSeq, a predicted model, not a curated record
AUGCCUGCUUUGUACUUGGCUCGGUCAUCCUGCCCGACCAAUGCUCGCACUUUGACGACCAGGCCCAACCGGUCUCCACGGACCUCCUUUGAUAGCCUCUGACCAGCCUGGUUUACUCUAGUAUACCUAGGGCCAUAUGGUGCAACAAGAUCGCGUCGCUCUCCGUUAAGCUGACAUGCGCUCACCAUGUCGUCGCCCAACGCAGACCAUGUUCAACACGCCGGCUUUCACACAACCUCUCCUAAUGUUCCACAAUCUUUUUUGGCAUCAAACUCUCGAAUUGCAUUAGGUAUAGUAUAGCAGUUGCCUCAUCGGUUCAGCAUGAGUUCCACAUGUGUACAAGAACCACGCCUGGACCUCCCUCAACAGCAGGCAUUCGAGCUUUAAUAAGGUGAAUUGCGAAAUGCGAUGACCGCGGGGCCUACCGGGGCUGUCUGACCGCCCGGGGAAGCGCAGGGGCGGGGUCGGGUAUCUGGGUACGUGUGCGAGGACAGUCGAGUUCGAACGGUGAGGAUCCUAUAGUUUGAAUGAAUAAAUUAGCUAUUGUGUUCGUAGUAGGCAAGCUCGUCGUGAGCUCAAGUCUGGUUACGCAUGGUCCAAUCGCAUUUGGGUCGCCCAACCUUGGGACCUGAUUCUGAGCACGGAGACUGCAAUUUAUCACUGCAUUCACCUAAGUGGUCUGAAAUAGAUGCGCACACGGCUGGCGCCCUAGGUUUGCGACUCUCCAUACAGCAAGCAACACGGUGACGGCGGACGGAGGACAUGGAGGACGAGAGCAACAAGCCGUCUACUUCGGGAUCGGGGUCGGGACCGUCGCUGCCUGAACGGCCAAAGGGCGGUCUCGGGGCGCUCCCACCUCGGGGGAUGGGUGGUGGUUUGCCCCCAAAGCGGAGCGAGGUUGCCGAAUCGCAGCCGGCUUCCUCGGCCUCCUCCUCAGCUGCAGCUCCCGCGCCCGCAGCAGAGACAGCGGGACCUAAACUACCCCCUCGCCCGGCCGGGCUGGGUCUUGGGGGAGCCGGGCUACUGCCGUCGCGUGGCGCAGCCGCGGCUCCCUCCGCUGGCAGCGCCACAGGUACGCCCGCGGCCGCGGCCAGCAGCAGCCUGCAGCAGCAGCAGCAGCAGCCGGCGCCUCCCGCGACGCAACCCGCAGCCCAUGCAGCCCCUGCAGCCCCAGCAGGGCUCGGAGGCGCGGGCCUGAAGCCCAUGCUCCCACCUCGUCCUGCUGCGGCUGCGGGCGCUGGCGCCGCAGGUGCCGCGGCUGCCAAGCCCACGCCUGCACCCGCGCCGGCUGCUGCCCCCGUCCCCGCGGCGGCACCUCCCCCUCGCCCGGCCAUGCCGAACCCGGCUGCGGGCAUGUCCCUCCCGCCUCGUCCAGUCGUCGCCGCGGCGCCGCCCGUGCUGGCCGCCGCCGGCUCGGAUGCGGUGGUGGACCCCAGUGAGGAUCGGCGUGUGCAGCGCGUGCAGCGCAUCGCGCACGACACCCGCGUGCGCCUCAUCCGCGCCGCAUCGCGCCUGGGGCUCGCGCCGCGCACCGACCAGGUGGCGCAGUUCCUGCAGGCCAUCGAGCGCUCGGAGCGCAUGGUGGGCGCGCAGCACUACAAGGGCAGCCGCCGCGUGGACCUGCUGGCGGCGGCGGAGCGCGAGGCGCGGCUGGCAGAGGAGCGCGAGGGCGCGGCGGCGGAGGCGGUGGCGGGCCUGCGCGUGAAGAUCCUGGUGCUGGGCAUGACAGGCACGGGCAAGACCGAGCUGAUCAACUCGCUGCUCAACCGGCCCGCGGGCAGCCGCACCAACGCCUUCCGCGAGGCCACCCGCCGCGUGCGGGUGGUGCGCGGCGACCACAACGGCAUCCCACUCACCUUCAUUGACACGCCCGGCCUGCACGCCUCCGCGUCGCGCACGGCCGACAACCGCGCCAUCCUGCGCGCCGUGCGGGCGGCCUACCGCUGGCACAAGCCCGACUACGUGUUCUACGUGGACCGCCUGGACGCGACGCGCCCUGGCUUUGGCGAGAUGGGUCUGCUGGGCCUGAUCACGGAGUCGCUGGGCGCCGGCGUGUGGCGCAACACCAUGGCCGUGCUCACGCACGCGCACGCCGCGCGCACCGCCUUUGGCGGGCAGUACGACGUCAACAGCCGCCAGCGCCGCAACAUCGUGUCGCAGCUGCUGCGCCAGGCCGCCGGCGACCAGCAGUCGCGCAACCCGGUGUUUCUGGCAGACUGCCACCCUGCCUGCCCCACCAACUCGCUGGGGCAGCCGGUGAUCCUGGAGGGGCCCACCGCCGUGCCCUGGAAGCAGCAGCUGCUGGUGCAGCUGGUGGGCUACAAGAGCUACAACGUGGCCACCAGUGCCUUCAAGGACCUGGCCAAGGCCAAGGCCGGCAAGGCGGCGGCGGGGGCGGCUGGCGGCGCGCGCGGCCCGCAGGACAUCUUCAAGCAGAUGAUGCGCAGCCGUCUGCCACCCAUGACCUUCUUCGUGGAGCAGAUGAGCGAGGGCGUGCUCAAGCCCGAGGGCUGGGCCACCAUGGAGACGGUGGCGGGUCUGGGCGAGGAGGUGACGGAGGACGAGGGCGCCGAGAGCUUCAACCACGUCUAUUACCGCCAGAUGUACGAGCUGGCUGUGGCGGGCGACCCCUGGGCGCAGCGCGAGUACGCCGCCAUGCUGCGCGCGUACGACAAGGGCUGCGAGUCGUACCGCGCCAGCUACGAGGAGGCAGACGUGGACGCCAACGUCGAGUACGGCGUGGAGUCGUACGUGGUUGACCCCAUCGACUUCGGACCCUCCUUUGACCCCGAGGAUAUGUACAGCCACCGCCACGCCUACGCCGAGGCCGCGGACGCCGGCGUCACCGUUAUCCCCUCGCAGGACUACUACGGCCCCGAGCACGACGACCCGCUCAAUGGCAUCGUGUUCCAGUACGAGGCCCAGCCCUUCUCGCGCCACGGCUGGGGCGGCGUGCCCUUUGACCUGACCGUGUGCUGCGAGAAGGACAAGACCAGCCUGUGCCUGCAGGGCGAGACGCACGUGAGCCUGGUGCACAGCGUGCCGCCCUUUGGCCCGCGCCACAUCACCCAGGUGACGGGCAGCUGGGAGGUGCUGCGGCCCAACAUCAAGGACGUCAUGUACCAGCUGGAGGUGGACACGUUCAAGGACGGGCUGCUGGGCAAGAGCGACCACGCCGGCUGCGGCCUCAUGCUGGCACGGCUGGGCGAGGGCGGCGACCCGCGCAAGGGCCCCACGGCCGUGGGCGUGCGGCUGCAGGACACGCUGCGGGUCGGGCCCUUCAAGCUGGAGGCCUGCGCAAGCAAGGUGGCGGUGCAGGGCCCCACCGGCGGCAAGGAGGAGGGCUGGGGCGCCCGCGCCUUUGUGGGCUACGACUGGCUACCGGGCCUGGGCAUGGCGUUCGACUUCAUCCAGGAGCGCACGCCGGAGGAGGGCGGCAAGCGCCUGCGCGGCUAUGGCGCCAACUUCACCUACGACUGGGAGGCGCUGGGCGCCGCCUUCGGCAUGGAGGUAGACUACGUGGCCGCCAGCGAGAGCGUGUUCGUGUCCGUCAACGCCUUCAGCGGCAACGACUACCGCCUGGGCUGGCUGCUGCUGCUGCCCGCAGUCAACUACUUCAAGGAGACGGUGUCGUCGCUGUGGGCGCGCCUGCGCGGCGCGGGCGGCGGCGAGGGCGAGGAGGGCGAGGAGCUGGAGGAGGAGGGCGAGGGCGAGGAGGGCGACGACGAGGAGGCGAUGAUGAUGAUGGCGCAGGAGGGCGACCUGUAGAGCGACCGGGGGUUAGGCGGAAGGAGGAAAGAAGAGGGCAGUCGUAGGCAGGAACGUGUGAGGCAGGACGGGAAGCGGGCGCGUGGCUUCCUGCCUGGUUGCAAUGGCUGUAGCGUCAUUGGCCUUGCACGUGGUUUUCGGGUGUCGCGAGGGUGUUGGGGGCGUAGGCGCAACGGCAUAGUUUACGAAAAGCGUGUGCUAAUUGGCGGGGUGGGGUGGGAUGUGAUGUACGGGAGCAAUGCUGGUCUGGUAAGGUCUGCUCAGUGUGGCCCUUGGUCUCGGCCGGUGGGUGCGAGGCAAGAAGCGGGGCGCGUGACACAACCGGCACGGCGAUACAUGAUUCCGAGCGCGAACAGGGCCAAUGCGUUUGGCGGCUAAACAGUAGCCACUUUGUGUGUGUGCGAAGGGAAGUCAGAGGGAGGCGCGGGUGCAGAUGGAAGUACCGGCCGUCGACGCGUGUCACACGUCACGGCCCUGAAUCAUCAACAAACAAAACUGCACUUUAAUCCUCC